AUGUCCCAAGAGCACACAGAGUACAUUCAGAGCAAGGUGAAUCCCAUCCUCGAGAACUUGGUGACCGAGGUCCUUCUGGAGCGUCCCGACAACCCAGUGCCUUUUAUGGUCCGCUGGCUCGCCGAGCGAUCCAAGACAGGCAAGGAAUCUCUCUACUCCUUGGGUGUGGGCGAGGCUGAGAAGCUCCGCAAUGAGAUCAAGGAGCUGCAGGACGAGAUCAAGGUCCUGUCAGACAAGGUGGGAGAAGCGAAGGCCAAGGGUGCUGAAACCACGCCUGAGGCGCCUGAGGCCGCUGUCUCGGGCGAAGCCACCGAGAAACCACCCCCGGCGCAGGAGGCCGAGGCUGCAGAGGAGGCCGAGGCUGAAGAAGCCCAGGAGGAGAAGGAAGAGAAAGAGGAGAAGGAAGAGGAGGACAGCGAUGAAGACGAGGACGACUUUGGAGAUGAAGACGAUGAUUGGAAGCCACCAACCGCCUAUAUGAAGAAGGGACAGCGAGGCUCGGUCUCCGCAGAGGCCUACGGCGCCUUCAACGAGAAGAAGGCCUUUGAGCCACCGGUCUAUGAGAAGAGCACAGAGCAGGAGUCCCGCAUCAAAGAUGUCCUGUCCAAGAGCUUCUUGUUCAAUGCCCUCAGCAAAGACGACUUGAAGGUGAUUCUGGAUGCCUUCUUAGAGAAGAAGAUCCCCGCCGGUGAACGCAUCAUCCAGGAGGGUGACGACGGUGAUGUGAUGUUCCUCAUUGAGUCUGGUGCCUUUGAUUGCAUCAAGAAGAUUGACGGUUCGGACAAGGUGGUGAAAAAGUGUGGACAAGGCGAUGUCUUUGGCGAGUUGGCGCUGCUGUACAACUGCCCACGCGCCGCCUCAGUCGAGGCCACGGAGGAAGCCGUGGUGUGGCAGCUGGACCGUGAGACCUUCUCGCACAUCGUACGCGACGCGAGCGCCAAGCGCCGCGAAGCCUUUCAAGACUUCCUGAAGACUGUGCCUUUGUUCAAGACUUUGGAGAGCUAUGACUUGAUGCAAUUGGCCGAUUGCUUGCAGCAGGAGGGCCUGGAAGCUGGACAGAAGAUUAUCAACCAGGGCGACCCAGGAGACACCUUCUACAUUGUGGAGGAGGGCGAACUCGUGGCCACCAAGAAGCGUGCGGAUGGCAGCAACGAGGAGGUCUUGGACUACAAGCGCGGGGACUUCUUUGGCGAGCUGGCGCUCAUCAAGAACGAGCCCCGUGCCGCCACGGUGGAGGCCAAGACCGCGUCCAAGAUUUGCAGCUUGACGUUGGUGGAGGUGAAUGGUGCACUCGGGUGGAUUGAUUUGCUCUUCAAAAACCAUUUGCAGGUGGCCAAAGCCGCGCGGAGACACCAAGAAGCCGGCGAGCACAAGGUUGCAUACAUGCUGCUGACUCGUGGGCUUCGCCUUUUAGGCGCCUUCGAUAAGUCGUCCGACGGGGCUUCCAGCCCGGAGUCCAACAGCUUGCUGGAGCUCCGGCGGCGGCGUGCCAGCAUUUUGCUAAAGAAGGGCUUCAACAAGGCCUGCGUGGAGGAGUGUUCCUUGUUGGGUGCACCAGCCAGUGGCGGGCUGAGAGCACAAGCCUAUGCCCAGAUGGGAGACUGGAAAGCGGCGAAAAAGGCUAUGGAGGAGCCCAGGGUGCUACAGUGGACCUGUGAGCACGUGGGCAUGACCUUUCCAAUGCUCGUGGACUUGGGUGCAAGGCAAAGCUCCGGUGAGAUCGAUGUUCUGAACCUGAUGGGUGGUGCCAGCAUCAUGCAACACGUGGUGGUACCUGAGGACAUGGGUCCACUGAGGUUCGAGUCCUCGAAGCUGGAGCGGAAAGAGCUUCCUGGACGCGGCCUCGGGGUCGUGGCGAAGGCCGACAUUGCCCUCGGCGAGCUGCUCAUCGCCGCGCGGCCCAUCGAGCUGAUCCGCCCGGGCGAUCCCGACUGGCAAUACCAAGCAGAUAUGGCCUACUUGGAGGAGGUGCUGACGCGCCGGCUGUUGCACCGGUGCAUGGACUGCGAUGCUUCAUGCAUUGAGGAAGUCUUUAGCCUUUUCGAUGGUCAGGGCCACGGCGCCCGCUGGGCGCCGCACGCCUGGCGCAGCGACGACUUCGCGCUGCCCAUGCCGCAGGGCGCCGCCUCGGCGGAGCUCUACGCUCGGCUGCGAGGUGUGGUGAAGCACAACGCCCACCGUUGGCCGGGAAAGCAUCCCAGCUCCAGCCUGCCAGCGCCCGGUCUUGGCUUGUGGCUUUGGCCUCCGAUGAUCAACCACGCCUUGGAGUCCGAUGGAAGGCCCAACUGCGCUCAUGUCUUCGUGGGAGAUGUGAUGCUCUUUCGGGCGACAGCUCCAAUUCGAGCAGGAGAAGAAGUCUUGGACCGCUACAGCACUCCUUUGGCCGAUCACUUCGAGUUCACCCUACAUACCUUGGCGGCGCAUGGCAUGAGGGAUCCCGUCUAUGAGGCGACCGCUGCCUCAUGGCAGGCCUUGCAGGAAGGUUUUCAUGGUGCUCCCCCACCACAGCUGCCAGCCGAGAAGAAGCCGCUAGCGGAGCGGCAGAGCAUGACAGAUGAUGAUCAUACC
Messenger RNA from Durusdinium trenchii, 2568 nucleotides. The record is from the annotation of a GenBank genome assembly. Lineage: Eukaryota; Dinophyceae; Suessiales; Symbiodiniaceae.